This is a messenger RNA of Schistocerca serialis cubense, 906 nucleotides long. RefSeq names its product motor neuron and pancreas homeobox protein 1-like. The transcript has 7 exons. The coding region runs from base 1 to 906 and encodes 301 amino acids. The record is from RefSeq and is a predicted model, not a curated record. Gene Ontology annotation, molecular function: DNA binding; DNA-binding transcription factor activity, RNA polymerase II-specific. Gene Ontology annotation, biological process: regulation of DNA-templated transcription. Lineage: Eukaryota; Metazoa; Arthropoda; Insecta; Orthoptera; Acrididae.
AUGGCGGGACACGAGGCCAGCUGCGACGAGGACCCGCUCUCUGUGGCGCUGCAGCUGCCGGCGGAGUCCGGCUCUGACGCCGAGGAGGAGGGAGAGGACGCAGGGGGCCCGAGGAAGGCGGCUGUCGCGGGCGUGCGGGGGCGGCGGGGGCGGCCUGGCGGCGACGCGGGCGCCAGGCAGCCCUGCAAGUUCUCCAUAGACAGCAUCCUCGGGCUGGGGACGGCGGUUCAGAGGCUGGAGACGGAGUUCAUGGACUUGGGCUGUGGCCGGGAGUCGAACCCAGCAAGUAGGCCGCAGCACAUCGCUCGUCCAGAGCCGAGGCUUCCUUCGCCCGAUAUCGUGGAGCCCAUUCCACACAGAUCGAGCGGUGAGAGCGUGUGGUGUCCUGUCCAGGCCGGUACCUGCGGCACUGCUGGCGGUGUCUGGCAGUUCCGGGACGCCUCCGCCGCCGCCAGCGUCCUCCUCGGGGGCGGCGUCGGGGCGGCGGCGGCGGCGGCGGCUUUCCUCGAUUACGGUGCGACCGGCCCGGGGGGUUCCGCGCCGGCGGCUUCUCUGGGCUCCCUGCUGUACGGCGGCUGGCUCGCCUCUGCUGCCGCCUCCGCCGCCCGACCACACCCGCACCUGUUCGGCCUGCAAGCCCCGAAGCCCUCUGGAAGGCGUUCUCGGAAGCCGGGGCUGGACCGGAAGCCCCGCCAAGCGUACAGUGCCAAGCAGCUGGAGCGGCUCGAAGCCGAGUUCAAGCUGGACAAGUACCUGAGCGUCAGCAAGCGGAUGGAGCUGAGCAAGGCUCUGGCGCUGACGGAGGUGCAGAUCAAGACGUGGUUCCAGAACCGGCGCACCAAGUGGAAGAAGCAGCUCACCUCCCGCCUCAAGAUGGCUCACAGGCAGGUGACAUCUUGUACAUGA